Molecule: messenger RNA, 2968 nt
Organism: Zalophus californianus (California sea lion)
Lineage: Eukaryota; Metazoa; Chordata; Mammalia; Carnivora; Otariidae
Gene: FIRRM
Product: chromosome 10 C1orf112 homolog
Exons: 24
Coding region: 131-2857 (908 amino acids)
Source: RefSeq, a predicted model, not a curated record
GAGGAACGCAGUCCGCUUCCUCUCUAUGGUACUGGUGCCGGCCGAGAGCUCGCAAGGCCUGCCGGGAGGGCGGGAGUUUCCGGUCUUGGCGGUGGCGGGACUGGUUUGAAGCUGUGCUGGUUGGCGAAACAUGUCUCAGGAACGCGCGGCCCCGGCGAGCGCUGUUCCUCUGGAAGAAUUAAGCAGCUGGCCGGAGGAGCUGUGCCGCCGGGAACUGCCGUCUGUCUUGCCUCGGCUCCUUUCUAUGUAUCAGCAUUCUGACAACUGGAUUGAGCAUAUUCAAAUUCUGAAAAUUAUUGUGGAAAUGUUUUUACCUCAUAUGAACCACCUGACGCUGGAAGAGACUUUCUUCUCACAAGUGCUGCCAAAGACAGUGAAAUUAUUUGAUGACAUGAUGUACGAGUUAACCAGUCAAGCCAGAGGACUAUCAAGCCAUAAUUUAGAAAUCCAGACCACUCUAAGGAAUAUUUUGCAAACAAUGGUUCAGCUCUUAGCAGCUCUUACAGGAUGUGUUCAGCAUGUCUGUGUCACACAGGAAUCCAUCAUUCUAGAAAACAUUCAUAGUCUUCCCUCCUCAGUCCUACAUGUAAUCAAAAGUACAUUUGUACAUUGUAAGGAUAGUGAAUCUGUCUAUUCUGGACAUUUACACCUAGUUUCAGACCUUCUCCAGGCUCUUUUCAAGGAGGCCUAUUCUCUUCAAAAGCAGCUAAUGGAACUACUGGAUAUGGUUUGCAUGGACCCUUUAGUAGAUGAAAAUGAUGAUAUUUUGAAUAUGGUAAUAGUUAUUCAUUCAUUGUUGGAUAUCUGCUCUGUUAUUUCCGGUAUGGACCAUGCGUUUCAUGCCAAUACUUGGAAAUUUAUAAUUAAGCAGAGCCUUAAGCACCAGUCGGUUAUAAGGAGUCAGCUGAAACACAGAGAUAUAAUCACCAGCUUGUGUGAAGACAUUCUUUUUUCCUUCCAUUCUUGUUUACAGUUAGCUGAGCAGAUGACACAGUCAGAUGCACAGGAUAAUGCUGACUAUAGAUUAUUUCAGAAAACACUCAAAUUGUGUCGUUUCUUUGCCAACUCUCUUUUGCACUAUAUCAAGGAAUUUCUUCCUUUACUCUCUGAUUCUUGCUCUACAUUGCACCAGCUUUACCUUCAGAUACACAGCAAGUUUCCUCCAAGUCUGUAUGCUGCCAGGAUCUCUAAAGCACAACAGGAGGAAAUAGCGGGCACUUUCCUAGUUACACUGGAUCCACUCAUCAGUCAGCUUCUCACAUUCCAACCUUUCAUGCAAGUGGUUUUGGAUGGUAAAUUAGAGCUGCCAUGUGAACUACAGUUCCCACAGUGUCUUCUGCUGAUUGUCAUCAUGGAUAAGCUGCCGUCUCAGCCUGAGGAUGUGCAGGCCCUGUGGUGCACAGAGAGCCGGCUCUCGGAAGCUACAACCAGGGUAUCUCUAUUCAAAGCCGUUUUCUGCAGUUUUGAGCAGUGUGCUGGUGAACUCUCUCUGCCUAUUCAUUUACAAGGAGUAAAGAGUAAAGGGCAAGUGGAAGUUGCUGUCACCUUGUAUCAGCAUAUUUGUGUUCAUCUGUGUACUUUUAUCGCUUCCUUUCAUCCCUCAUUGUUCCCUGAACUGGAUGUUGCUCUGUUGAAUGCUGUGCUUAGUGCUAAUAUGAUCACCUCUUUGUUAGCUAUGGAUGCAUGGUGCUUCCUUUCCCGAUAUGGGACUGCUGAACUCUGUGCACACCAUGUCACCGUAGUGGCUCAUCUGAUAAAAUCUUGCCCUGGAGAAUGUUAUCAGCUCACCAACCUAUCAAUACUAUUGAGGCGACUCUUCUUCUUCAUGGCCCCGCCCCAACAGGUGGAAUUUAUCCAGAAAUUUUCCCCAAAAGCAGCAGAAAAUCUGCCUCUCUGGCAGUAUAUUUCCCUCCAGGCAUUACCCGCCGAGCUCAGGAAACAAGCUGCACAUGAGGUCACCAGAGCUGGGAUUGCACGGUGUCAGGAAUGGCUAAGCAGUAGUCGGACUUUGGGAGAACUUGAAUCUCUGAACACACUGCUCUCUGCCUUGCUUGCUGUGUGUAAUUGUGCCAGUGAAGCUCUGGAUAUUGUACAGAAAACCACAAUUAUGGAAAUUGGGAGUCAGCUUUGGGCUUUGUUAAACACUAAACUGGUAACAGGCCAACCUUACGUUCAGCAGACACUUAGUCUUUUACUUCCACUGUUGGGAUUUUUCGUUCAAACUCUAGAUCCUCAUCUGAUAAGUCAGGUAGUAACUUUGCAGACCUCACUGCUUAAAUUAGAGCCUCCUGACCAUGUUUGUUUGGCAGUGCUUGAUUUUGUAUCUUCUCUAGGAAAAUUUUUCAUACCUCAAGCUUUCCAGGACAAAAUUCUGCCCAGCCUGUCUUCUAUUUUUGCCUCGCUGCUAGCUGACAGGAAUUGGAUAGUAGAACAACAUACCUUGGAGGCGUUUACUCAGUUCGCCGAGGGAACAAACCAUGAAGAGAUAGUUCCACAAUGUCUCCGUUCUGAAGAUACGAAGAACAAAGUUGUAUCCUUCCUGGAGAAGACUGGGUUUGUAGAUGAAACUGCAGCUGCCAGAGUGGAACGUGUGAAACAGGAAAAAGGCAUUUUCCGGGAACACUUGGCUAAAGUUGCUGUAGAAGAAGCAAAGUGGUCAUCUCUACAGCCUUAUGCAAAAAGACCCCGUCAGGAGUUCCCCUUGGAAGAAGAGUACAGGUCAGCACUGCAAGCAGCAUCAGGGGCCCUGGAGGCAGUUGAGUCCUUACUCCAAAAGUCUCCUGCUCCAGACUGGCUUCUACUGAAAAUGGAGAUGCUCCAAGAAAGGAUUGAUGAGCUGAAACGACAUGUACUCUAGGGUGGCCCUUGAAUGGACUAGACCGUGUUACCACUAGAAAGAACGGGGUAUGAUUUUUACCAUCCUACACUGUACUUUGUAAAUGAAUACAUUGAUGUAACUAUGUCUGCA